UUAAGAUUAACAUUAACACUAACACGAUGCUUCGGUUUCUAGUUGUAAUGGUUGUGUCGGUAAUGGUGAAAGGAGAUAUUAUGUCUGAGAAUGAAUACACGAUAGAAUCAGUGAGAGCGUCUUUAGUUAGACAAGAAGACACCAUUGUAUUUGGUCUAAUUGAGAGAGCCAGGUUCCCCAUCAAUUCUCCAACAUACAAUCAACUUAAUGUUUCCAUUCCUAAUUUUAAUGGUUCGUUGUUCGACUUCAUUCUUAACCAAACAGAGGCCAUUCAAGCCAAGACUGGAAGAUACAUCAACCCCGAAGAAAAUCCCUAUACAGAAAAUUUACCACCCUCAGUUGUGCCACAUUACAACUUCUCAAAGUUUUUGCAUCCUACAACCGCUGUGAUUAACAUAAACGAGCGCAUAAAGAAAGCGUAUUUGAACGAGAUGCUUCCACUUUUUGUUGCUUCCGGGGAUGAUGGCAACUAUGCACAAACUGCAGCUAGUGAUCUUUCAUUAUUGCAGGCAAUCUCUAGAAGGAUUCAUUAUGGAAAGUUGGCAGCUGAGACGAAGUUUAGGGCAUCUCCUCGUGAAUAUGAGCCUUUAAUUCAUGCUCAGGAUAGGGAAGGAUUGAUGAAAUUGUUUACAGUAAAAAGCGUAGAAGAGAUAAUUCAAAAAAGGGUUCGAAAGAAGGCCAUGGUGUUUGGUCAAGAAGUGAGUCAUGACUCCGAAGUCAGUAGAAAAUACAAGGUUGAUCCAACAAUAGUUUCUCGCUUGUACCAAAAUUGGAUAAUACCCCUCACAAAAGUUGUUGAAGUAGAGUACUUACUACGACGUCUUGACUAAACCUAUUUGAUACAAUUGGUAGAACAAUAGUAUAUGUCGUUGUUAAAACCAAUAAAUUCUUUAAGCCUUUAAGAAAUCAACAAGGAGAUUUAAAAGAGCCA
Messenger RNA from Cicer arietinum (chickpea), 931 nucleotides. RefSeq names its product chorismate mutase 2-like. The record is from RefSeq and is a predicted model, not a curated record. Gene Ontology annotation, molecular function: chorismate mutase activity. Gene Ontology annotation, cellular component: cytoplasm. Gene Ontology annotation, biological process: aromatic amino acid biosynthetic process; chorismate metabolic process. Lineage: Eukaryota; Viridiplantae; Streptophyta; Magnoliopsida; Fabales; Fabaceae.